AUAAAUAAAACAUUAAUGUGCUAUGACCUCACACCUGUGUAUCAGCAGCUCAGAGAUUAGGGUUAUACAAAAAUGGGGAGUUUAGGAAGAGCAAUCUACCUCGUCGGAUCCUGGAUCCGUGUCGCUGGCCAAGCAGUUGACCGUGUUGGCUGCAGCCUCCAAGGCAGCCACCUCUUCCAAGAACAAGUAUCUAGGCACCGAACGUUGAUGAGUUUAUUUGAGAAAAACCCGGUGGUUGACAAAGACGCGUUUUUGGCUCCCGGUGCUUCUGUCAUUGGAGAUGUUCAAGUGGGGCGUGGCUCCUCAAUUUGGUAUGGAUGUGUUCUUAGAGGUGAUGUGAACAGCAUCAGAGUUGGAUCAGGAACAAACAUCCAAGACAAUGCUCUUGUCCAUGUAGCCAAAUCCAAUAUAAGCGGGAAUGAUUUGCCAACAACAAUAGGCAACAAUGUUACUAUAGGUCAUGGUGCUGUGCUACAUGGAUGUACUGUUGAGGAUGAGGCUUUUGUUGGCAUGGGUGCCACGUUGCUUGAUGGAGCUUAUGUUGAGAAAAAUGCCAUGGUUGCUGCCGGAGCCCUUGUCAGGCAAAACACACGCGUACCUUUUGGAGAGGUGUGGGGAGGCAGUCCAGCCAAGUUCAUGAGGAAGCUCACAGAAGAAGAAAUAGCCUUCAUUUCUCAAUCAGCAACCAACUACACCAACUUAGCCACGGUUCAUGCCGCUGAAAACAGCAAGGGAUUUGAAGAAAUCGAGUUGGAGAAAACGCUUCGCAAGAAGUUUGCACGAAAAGACGAAGAGUAUGAUUCAAUGAUUGGCGUGGUUCGUGAAACACCCGCGGAGCUUACCUUACCUGAUAAUAUCCUACCCGAUAAAGCACAAAAAGCCGCGACUUAAGUUGUUAGUUUUAACUCGUUUCGGUUGGUUCGAUUGAGGCUCAUGAAAAGUUUAUUUUGCUGCAAUAAUCCUUAAAUCAUGGAGGGUGAUAUGCUUCUUUGGCAUGUUUGUUGACUGUGGUCAGUGGUCAACAUCUUGUUUUGAUUUAUAAAGAUUCUAAGAGAGAUUGUUAAUGGAACAUAAAUCCAUGUAUUUGUGGAGUUCAUCAUAAGGUUUGUGUUUCUUUGAACAGUUUUGACUUUUGUAAGAUAUUACAAAUAGGAUUUUGACUUUUUUAAAGAAACGAUGCAAAAGGAAUCCUGGAUAACUUUAUGUUC
This is a messenger RNA of Helianthus annuus (common sunflower), 1208 nucleotides long. RefSeq names its product gamma carbonic anhydrase 2, mitochondrial. The transcript is spliced from 5 exons. Lineage: Eukaryota; Viridiplantae; Streptophyta; Magnoliopsida; Asterales; Asteraceae. Bases 73 to 891 code for a protein of 272 amino acids. The record is from RefSeq and is a predicted model, not a curated record.